AUGAGAUCAGUCAACGCCUGUCGCCAAGUGCCUUUGAGAUUAAGAUCGUAUUCCACGGCAAAAGGUACUCGUUCUCCUUCCGGGUAUUCUAGAGACAAGUCUCCUGAUUUGUUCCUCAACCCGCAUGCAUGGGAGGGUCUUCCAGCAGACCAGAUUUUCCAAUUGCACCAAGUUAGAAAGCAAUAUAUGGGAGAUGCAUACAACCCUACCAAUGAAGAGCGUACAGCGAUAUUAUCAACAAUCAACUCAUUAUCGCCACAAAAGCCACCUUUGGACUACAGUUUUGAGAUUGAAAAUUUUAAAGAAAGAUUGAUGAACAAUACGCCAAUGAACCAGAGAGGUUUGCCUCAGAAACUUUCAAACCAAUAUGUCAUUAGUAGAGGUGACCUUCCACACAACAAGAGAAGGAUUGAAAAUCUCACGAGGAUCUCGGCAUUUGAAAUGCCAUUGCUUGCUAAAUACCGUCAACCAUACCAACCAGCAUCUAAGAAAGAGGCGCCACUCAAAUUGACGUACCAAUCUGAUUUCAAGGCGGACACUACUAGUGAAUACAACAGACUUGUUAAGCUUUCAGUUAAGCUUGAGGAUCUUGGUCUCACAAAGGAACAAGAACACAAAUUCAAAAUCCUUUCUGGGGACAAAUUCAAUCAUGACAACAACACUUUUAACCUCAAAUCCAAGAGAUAUCCAGAAGCUGCGCAGAAUGUUAAAUGGCUAGUAAGUACAUUCAACAGGUUAUUGACUGAAUCCAAAGAUCUUUCGAAGGAGACUUUCAGUGACAUUCCUUUGGACAAGCGUCACAUGAAGCAGUUAAUCAGGAAGAAGGCCAACUCAUUCCCUGAAGAAUGGAAAAGACCUCAAGAUGCACCAAUUAGCCGACACUUUAUUGUUGACAGACUUGUCUCUAUGACCACAGAGAUAAUAGACAAAAAGGAGCUUAAAAAUGUCAGCCCUUAA
Lodderomyces elongisporus is the source of this 957-nucleotide messenger RNA. RefSeq names its product mitochondrial 37S ribosomal protein mS35 (gene RSM24). The coding region runs from base 1 to 957 and encodes 318 amino acids. Gene Ontology annotation, molecular function: structural constituent of ribosome. Gene Ontology annotation, cellular component: mitochondrial small ribosomal subunit. The transcript has a single exon. Gene Ontology annotation, biological process: mitochondrial translation. The record is from RefSeq and is a predicted model, not a curated record. Lineage: Eukaryota; Fungi; Ascomycota; Pichiomycetes; Serinales; Debaryomycetaceae.